Molecule: messenger RNA, 552 nt
Organism: Hydatigera taeniaeformis
Lineage: Eukaryota; Metazoa; Platyhelminthes; Cestoda; Cyclophyllidea; Taeniidae
Source: the annotation of a GenBank genome assembly
AUGUUAGUUAUUGAACUACAAGAUCUCGACUUGACCAAGUCAGAUGCAGCAAUUGGUUUUCUACUCCUUCGGUGGCAAUCGGACAAGUGGAUCGGUGGCCAUGGUCGCGUUCCAACCAAAUACAUACUUGAGCAAACCGAUCCUGUUCAAACAGAUUUGGCAGCGCCGCUUGAUCCGAAACUAAAAAAUCCCUUCGACAAGUUGGAGAAACAGUGGCUGCACAUUUCACGACUGCGGCGGUACUCGCACCUUGUGAAUGCCUCUUAUGGGUGGCUCUACUACUACACAGAGAACCCGUGCGACUGCGUGGCGUUGAAUCGAUUGUGCCAAAAACUUUCUUGCAGCAACCCAACCAUAACAACGAAAGAGUUGGACCUUGAAAAUGGUAUCCCUGGUCCUGGAUGUUGCUGCUGUGCCGGUCAAAACCUCUACUUAGCAGCCUUUAUGGAAAUGGCGCAGUUGAAAAAUCAAGACAUCCUUUGCUUUGAACUCGUCAAUAAGGUUCGAAUGAUUGAGUAUCCAUUGGCUGCAAUAGCUGGGUUAAUGAUUUAA